Exophiala viscosa is the source of this 801-nucleotide messenger RNA. RefSeq names its product NADH dehydrogenase 1 beta subcomplex 8. Bases 189 to 716 code for a protein of 175 amino acids. NCBI's taxonomy places the organism in Eukaryota, Fungi, Ascomycota, Eurotiomycetes, Chaetothyriales, Herpotrichiellaceae. The record is from RefSeq and is a predicted model, not a curated record. Gene Ontology annotation, cellular component: mitochondrion. The transcript is spliced from 3 exons.
GGAUUCGCCCUUUGCCCUGAGCUCUUUCUACUAAGCCAAUCAUUACCCACCCACCGCUCACUUUCAAUCAUCAACGUCAAGGCUGUCCGUAACGCUUGAUACGAAUUAGACUGCAUGAUUUGAGAUCGAAUUGCUACACCACGCUAUCUGGCUCUUUGGAGCCUCGUUCCUUCACCACUCCUUGCGAAAUGUUCUCCCGACGAGCCUUGAGCCUGGCCGCGAGGUCAACUCGAACCUUUGCCCGACCCCAACCGCGCAUUCCUAGAGCUCCAUUCUCAGUCGCACAAUGUCAGAGAGCAGAGGUACAGCCGGAUGGUGGAAGAGUCCUCCCUACGGACAAGACUCUGGGAGAAAUUGAUGAUGUGGAAAUGAACGGCGGAUACAUAAACCCUCCUCGGGUGAAGAGACAAUUCCGCGACCCCUAUGCCGAAUGGGACGAUCCUCAAGAACGACGCAACUUUGGCGAGCCAGUACAUGAGGAUAACGAUGUACUGGGUGUUUUCGCAUUAGAAGACUACAGGCACAUGACAACAUCUCGAGGUCUGCUGAUGUGGGCGGGCUUCAUCUCGGUGGUAUUGAGUUUGAGCUAUGCUGUGGCAUCGACUUAUCCUGGUAAACCGAGUGCUCCGAAGGAAUAUGAGGCUGGUUUGGACAGAGAACUGGGAGGCGCAGGUGCUGUUAGGGCUUUCCAAACUGGUGAUGAAACUGAGAAUUGAGUACAAUAGUAGCCGAAUGUGUAUAUACUCAAGAGGCGCAUUGUCGCUGCCAAAGUCGGUCUAUGAAUUAACCUGUACACGCGAG